This is a messenger RNA of Oryzias latipes (Japanese medaka), 6002 nucleotides long. NCBI's taxonomy places the organism in Eukaryota, Metazoa, Chordata, Actinopteri, Beloniformes, Adrianichthyidae. The record is from RefSeq and is a predicted model, not a curated record.
CUUCCUGUCUGCUUUGGUGGGUUGGAUCACAGAGAAGAAAGCAGAAGCUUCAACUUCAGGUCCGCUCAAACUUCACCAACGUGAGAAGAAACCGUCUGACGUCCAGCGGGUGAGGUGUGCAUAGUUUGUUCUAGAGUUCUCUACAGCCGGUUUGUUCUACAGGUCUCUGCUGCAGAAGGUUUGUUCUAAAGUUCUCAACAGCAGGUUUGUUCUAGAGUUCUGUACAGGAAAAGGUGUGUUCUAGAGUUCUCUGCAGGAGAAGGUUUCUUCUACAGUUCUCUGCAGCAGUAGGUGUGUUCUAGAGUUCUCUACAGCAGGUUUGUUCUGGAAUUCUCUGCAGCAGCAGGUUUGUUUUUGAGUUCUCUACAGUAGGUUUUUUUGUAGAGUUCUCUACAGGAAGGGGUGUGUUCUAGAGUUCUCAACAGCAGGUUUGUUCUUGAGUUCUCUGCAGCAGAAGGUUUGUUCUUACGUUCUCUACAGCAAGUUUGUUCUAGAGUUCUGUACAGGAAAAGGUGUGUUCUAGAGUUCUCUACAGCAGGUUUGUUCUUGAAUUCUCUACAGGAGAAGGUUUGUUCUAGAGUUGCCUACAGCAGCAGGUUUGUUCAAGAGUUCUGUGCAGCAGAAGGUUUGUUCUAGAGUUCUCUGUAGCUGGUUUGUUCUAGAGUUCUUUACAGCAAAGGUUUAUUCUUGAGUUUUCUACAGCAGGUUUGUUCUUGAAUUCUCUACAGGAGAAGGUUUGUUCUAGAGUUCUCUACAGCCGGUUUGUUCAAGAGUUGCCUACAGCAGUAGGUGUGUGCUAGAGUGUUCUGCAGCAGAAUGGUUGUUUUUGAGUUCUCUACAGCCUGUGUGUUCUAGAGUUGUCUGCAGCAGGUUUGUUCUGGAGUUCUCCACAGCAGUAGGUUUGGUUUUGAGUUCUCUACAGUAGGUUUUUUUGUAGAGUUCUCUACAGGAAGGGGUGUGUUCUAGAGUUCUCUACAGCAGAAGGUUUGUUCAAGAUUUCUAUACAGGAGAAGUUUUGUUUUAGAGUUCUCUACAGCCGGUUUGUUCUAGAGUUCUCUGCAGCAGCAGGUUUGUUCAAUAGUUCUGUGCAGCAGAAGGUUUGUUCUAGAGUUCUCUGUAGCUGGUUUGUUCUAGAGUUCUUUACAGCAAAGGUUUAUUCUUGAGUUUUCUACAGCUGGUUUGUUCUGGAGUUCUCUGCAGCAGAAGGUGUGUUCUAGAGUUCUCCGUCGCUGGUUUGUUCUAGAGUUCUCUACAGGAGAAGGUGUCUUCUAGAGUUUCUGCAGCAGUAGGUGUGUUCUAGAGUUCUCUACAGCAGGUUUGUUCUGGAGUUCUGUACAGGAGAAGUUUUGUUUUAGAGUUCUUUGUAGCAGCAGGUUUAUUCAUGGGUUCUCUACAGCUGGUUUGAUCUAGAGUUCUCUGCAGCAGAAUGUUUGUUCAAGAGUUCUCUACAGCAGGUUUGUUCUGGAGUUCUGUACAGGAGAAGUUUUGUUUUAGAGUUCUUUACAGCAGAAGGUUUAUUCAUGAGUUCUCUACACCUGGUUUGUUCUAGAGUUCUCUGCAGCAGUAGGUGUGUUCUAGAGUUCUCUACAGCAGGUUUGUUCUGGAGCUCUGUACAGGAGAAGUUUUGUUUUAGAGUUCUCUACAGCAGGUUUGUUCAAGAGUUCUGUACAGAAGUUUUGUUCUAGACUUCUCUACAGGAAGGGGUGUGUUCUAGAGUUCUCUGCAGCAGCAGGUUGGUUCUAGAGUUCUUUACAUUAGAAGGUUUAUUCAUUAGUUCUCUACAGCUAGUUUGUUUUGGAGUUCUCUGCACCCGAAGAUUUGUUCUAGAGUUCUCCGUAGCUGGUUUGUUCUAGAGUUCUCUACAGGAGAAGGUGUCUUCUAGAUUUUCUGCAGCAGUAGGUGUGUUCUAGAGUUCUUUACAGCAGAAGGUUUAUUCAUGAGUUCUCUACAGCUGGUUUGUUUUAGAGUUCUCUACAGCCGGUUUGUUCUAGAGUUCUCUGCAGCUGGUUUGUUCUGGUGUUCUCUGCAGCAGAAUGUUGUGUUCUAGAGUGUUUUGCAGCAGCAGGUGUGUUCUAGAGUUCUCUGCAUUAGAUGGUUUAUUCUAGAUUUCUCUACAGGAAAAGGUGUGUUCUAGCGUUCUCUGCAGCAGAAGGUUUGUUCUAGAGUUCUCUACAGGAGAAAGUGUGGACUAGCGUUUUCUGCAGGAUAAAGUGUGUUCUAGAUUUCUCUACAGCAGACGGUUUGUUCUAGAGUUUCUGCAGCAGAAGGUUUGUUCUAGAGUUCUCUGCAGCAGGUUUGUUCUAGAGUUCUCUACAGCCGGUUUGUUCUAGAGUUCUCUACAGCCGGUUUGUUCUAGAGUUCUCUACAGCCGGUUUGUUCUAGAGUUCUCUACAGCCGGUUUGUUCUAGAGUUCUCUACAGCAGAAGGUUUGUUUUAGAGUUCUCUGCAGCAGGUUUGUUCUAGAGUUCUCUACAGGAGAAAGUGUGGACUAGCGUUUUCUGCAGGAUAAAGUGUGUUCUAGAUUUCUCUACAGCAGACGGUUUGUUCUAGAGUUUCUGCAGCAGAAGGUUUGUUCUAGAGUUCUCUGCAGCAGGUUUGUUCUAGAGUUCUCUACAAGAGAAAGUGUGGACUAGCGUUUUCUGCAGGAUAAAGUGUGUUCUAGAUUUCUCUACAGCAGACGGUUUGUUCUAGAGUUUCUGCAGCAGAAGGUUUGUUCUAGAGUUCUCUACAGGAGAAAGUGUGGACUAGCGUUUUCUGCAGGAUAAAGUGUGUUCUAGAUUUCUCUACAGCAGACGGUUUGUUCUAGAGUUUCUGCAGCAGAAGGUUUUUUCUAGGGUUCUCUGCUGGUUACAGACUCCAGCACAUGGUAAUGAAAUGACAGUCUCCCCUCAGGGCGUCUCUGAUGACGUUUCCUCAGAGUCUGAAUCUCCAUCAUGCUGCGGUUGAACCAGAAAAGAUGGGAAAUCCCCAGAGACUGCUGCCGGAAGAAUACGCAUUUGUAGGAUCGGGACGUACAGGUUUUAACCGAUGUUCUUCUCAUGUGGCGUCAGGUCUGGGUGGGAAUUUGCAUGAAUGUUUCCAGAAUGUUCCUGCUAGUUUUCCUGUGGGGGUCGGGUGUUAUUGGGCCUGUAACUGAUGCGUGGGGUCAAGAGACAGAAGGUCAUGCCACCACUGAUCAAGGUCUAGACCAUGGAGGGAAGAAGUGGUGGGGCCAUGAUGAUAAUGAAGAAAAUGACGGUGACAAUGUUGAAGUCAUUUUGGCGCGCUGAUGCGUUCAGGGUCUUCGUGGUUUCAUGGUCAAGGCAGAACUUUAUCUGAGUAGCAGAAACGUUGCACGAUUGCGACUUUUUUAUCUGAAUAUUAAUAUUAAGCUUCACUGUUUUUGGUUUAGGGGUUUCAGGGUCUGGAUUCUGGAUCUGGAUCAUGUCCCUGCAGAUGAAACCCUGUUCCCAUUUUCUGCCCUGCAGUCUGUGCGUGGGGGGGUCAGAAGAUUCCUCUGCUGGUCCGGACCUGCCCCAGAACUUCAUGCUCAGAGACACACAAGCUUGUGCACGUGUCUGUUGGGAAAUUCCUCCCGGGACGCCUACAUGUAAUUAGAAGGAAGUCAAAGUUGGGGCAGGAGGAAAGAUGAUGACUUUCAAGUUGGAGAUCAAAACUCGGCGUCUAGAGCAGCGGCGGCGCCCACUCUGACCCACAAACGGAGUCGGUUUCACACAAGGCUGCUGGGAAAGCGAGGUCCAGGCUAUUGUCUUGUUGAGCCCUUGAACGAAGCGGUUCUGAACUGAGUCUGGCUUUUCAAACCCGUCAAACACUGCAGCUCAGCUGCAUCACUGCAAAGCAGGAACUCGUGCAGGAAGUUCGGAGUCCUGCUCUGACAUGUGACUCACUGUGGUUUUCAUUCAGAUCAUGCAAACCAAGGGCUCACUUUGUAGUGUCAUGAUGGUAGAAGUCCUCUGAAAUCAGCUGAACUGGCACCUUCAACCGUUUCACUGUCACCUAUUCCUGUUUUUUAAGGAUGGAAGUGUUGAAGUUGUAGGAGAAGCUGUAGAUGGACAGCAGUUCUUCAUCCUUUUGUCCUUCCUGUGCUUCACUUUUACUUUGAGAUGAAAACAGCUGUGAUGAGGAUGUUAUUUUCAUGAUCUACAUGAUCUACAGGCUUGGAGAGAAGGACUUGAUAUGCAUUUACAUGCACACGUCAAUGCGCCUGCUUAUACUGCAGGUUUGAACUGCAAAAUGUUUGUGGCUACUGGGACCAAUCAGGAGCCUCAGACACCAAUACGUCUUCACGCCAGGAAACCAUCAAACUGUGGCGACCGCUGAGUUUCUAGGAACUGCAUUUGUCUGCCGGAUCGCUUCAAUAAGCCGCCCUAACCGGGAAGAGGAAGUGGGCUUGUGUUUAUUUAACACAGCAGUUGCAACAGUCCUUCAGGCAAAUGUCUGCUUUGGUAUGAUACACAAACAGGAACCAUCUUUUCUGAUUUUCUCUCUGUAGAACCCAGGAAAAGAACUGAACUGAUGAGACGCUGAAGUUCAGCAGAUUGAACUGCUGCACUGUAGUUCACAGAAACACUAAAAACAUCAUGAUUUACAUCUUUUAAGCACAUGGAUGUCAGCGGUGCAGCCUCAUUGUCCUCUGGGAAAUUUUUACUCGUUAAAAAGUCACAUCAGUGUCUUAGCCGAAGAGAAACGAUGGGGGGGGGGGAAGUGGUUAGAGACACAAACCUUCCACAGAAUCCAUCCAUCCGUAUACAACCGUGCAUCCCUCUACAGCUGUUCAUCCCUCUACAGCCGUUUGUCCGUCUACAGCCGUUCGUCCGUCUACAGCCCUUCAUCCCUCUACAGCCCUUCAUCCCUCUACAGCCCUUCAUCCGUCUACAACUGUGCAUCUGUCUACAGCCGUCCGUCCGUCUACAGCCGUUCGUCCGUCUACAGCCGUUCUUCCGUCUACAGCCGUUCGUCCGUCUACAGCCGUUCGUCCGUCUACAGCCGUUCGUCCGUCUACAGCCGUUCUUCUGUCUACAGCUGUUCGUCCUUCUACAGCCCUUCAUCCGUCUACAACUGUGCAUCUGUCUACAGCCGUCCGUCCGUCUACAGCCGUUCGUCCGUCUACAGCCGUUCUUCCGUCUACAGCCGUUCGUCCGUCUACAGCCGUUCGUCCGUCUACAGCCGUUCUUCCGUCUACAGCCGUUCGUCCGUCUACAGCCGUUCGUCCGUCUACAGCCGUUCUUCUGUCUACAGCUGUUCGUCCUUCUACAGCCCUUCAUCCGUCUACAACUGUGCAUCUGUCUACAGCCAUCUGUCCGUCUACAGCAGGGGUGGGCAAACUGCGGCCCGCGGCCUGGAUUCCCCUCUUCUGCAGUCUGUGCUCCAACCUGAAACCCUGGCUGGAGACCCUGUCAAUCAAUCUCCUCAGUCCAUGCCGUAUCUCCUGUACAGAAAUGCGGAGCUCUUCAGAUCAAAAAUCUUUGAUCGAUCAGAACUUUGUUUUCAUUCUAAUAUCCUGGAACUUAUUUCUAUGAAUGUAUGAAUGAAUGUAUGAAUAUAUGUUUGAGAAUUUAAACAAGAGAAAAGGUGAAAGGAAUUUUACUCCCAUAAACGUCUGUAAUAAUCAUUCUCCGUGGAUUUCACAGAUCACGGUUAUUUUUAGAACGUAACUCCUGCAAUAAAUGAACUCUGUACUGGUGAAAAGGUAAGACAGAAAUUUGCUUUUUCAGUAAUAAUGGAUGAGAAACAGAAGUGCAGGACUAUCGAAUUACAUAAAUGCCAAAAAUUGAAAGGGCGUAAAGACAACUAAGCGGGCGUAUUUAGAAGCUGAGUGAGUGAACCUUACAACUGUGAUGGCGCAAUUCUAACCAAGCGACCCCGUAUUUUACAACUGAACGGCUGAAAUCCUAACUGAGCAGUGAUCCUGCUCCGUCAGUUCUCCUUUGCGCCCUCACCUGGAUUUACGCUCAGUGUUAUGGGGGCGUUUUUGUCACUUGGGGGCGGUAUUCAGGGGUGUG